GUCCAGCAGUAGCUGCGCUCACGGAGAGGAACGCGGAUGGCUCCGUCGCCAGCGUGGUCCCAGCGUCGUCGUGGUCGCCGGUGCGCGGGGAGACCGUGAGCAGCAUGCCGGUGUGCGGCCACCGGGGCCUGCUAGUGCUGUGCACCUCGAUCGCGUGCUGCUGCUGCCUGCUGCUGCCGCCGCCAGCACAGGUCCCCCACUCAAGCGGCGCUCCUUCCUCCAAGCACCGGCUGCCGGCCUCGUGCAACUCCACUGGCAGUGGCGUGCGCUCCUUCCUGUGGUCGACGCGGAGCGAGCCGCCGUCGUACUUCUUCGGCACCAUCCACGUGCCGUACACCCGCGUCUGGGACCACGUGCCGGAGAACGCGAAGCGGGCGUUCGGCAACGCCGACCGUGUCGUCUUCGAGCUCGACCUGCUAGACCCUGGCACGCUGGGGGCGCUCGCUAACUGCCAGCUGCUGCCCGAGGGCCGCUCCCUGGCCGAUGUCCUGCCGGCCGACCUGCUCACCAGACUGCGAAGGCACCUGGAGUACGUGCGCGCCAAGAUGUCGUCGUGGAUGACGUCCGACCAGCGCGGGCGCGGCCUGUACGCCGACUACCUGUUCCACGCCAUCACGGGCGACUGGGAGCGCAAGCGGCCCAUCUGGGUGCUGCUCAUGGUCGACUCGCUGACCGAGGGCGACGUGCGCGCCCGCGGCGUGCCCGUGCUCGACCUGUUCCUCGCGCAGGAGGCACAGCGCCUGGCCAAGCGCACCGGCGCCGUCGAGCAGGUGCACGAGCAGUGUCUACCCCUCAACGGACUCAACGGCAGCCAGGUUCUGUUCGCGCUGGACCAGACGCUGCGGCAACACGAGCGCAUCCGGCGUGGCGCGCAACGCUCAGGCUACGGUGCCGACGACCUCAUUCGACACUACAACUGCGGAGACCUGGACGCCGUCGUCUUCUCCAGGGACACGGCGCAGGUGCCUCCGCUGGCGAACACGUCCCUGCGGCUGUCGGCGCGCGAGCUUCGGCUGGCCAGGGACAUCGACCGCUACUUCCGGCACGAGCUCAUCUACAAGCGCAACCACCGCAUGGGCGACCGCGUCCUGCGGCUGCUCAGGGGCAAUCCGGGACAGAGCUUCUUCUUCGCCUUCGGCGCAGGUCACUUCCUUGGCAACAACACGGUGCUGGACUUCGUGCGCCAGGGUGGGUUCGACAUCGAACACAUCGUGGCCACCAGGAGCAUACCGGAGGUGAAGAAAGACGGCGAGCAGGAGAGCUCGUGGCCGGACCCUGCGGAGGUGCUUGGCGACCAGCAGCAGUCUGCGCCCGACCAAGCACCGGGCUGGCGACGCAGGAAGGCCAAGAAAAGGCCCUUUCUUUCGUCGCCUCCCACCACCACCAGGCCGCGGAAGUUCAACGACCUCUGGGUGCGCCUGGACUCCACCUGGCGUCCCCGGUCGCUGCCUGCCGAGGCCCUGGGUGCGCGCGCCUCGGCACCAGGCCGUGUCGCUCAAGCUGUGGCGCGGACACCGGGGAGCGGCUGCCGCCAGCACGAGCCAGACGACGAUCCUGGUCGCCCUCGCUUCCUGUUUCGCCGCGAACAUAGGCAGGGGCUGCUUCCCGCCCUGAGCCGGCAGCUGAAGCCUGCGGUUCCGCGCCGGCCAUUAAAGGGGUCAGCAACGGCAAGCAGUCUGCCAAGCUACGCUUCUGUGCGUAGGGUGCCGAUGAAGUGACAGUGUGUACUCACCAACAAUGGGAAACAGUUUUCUGUCUCCAAUUUGCUGUCAGCAUGGGCGUGUACUCAGUUUGUGGUGGUGCGCUCAAUGAUCAGGCGGACAAGAUCCCUCCCGUGUGUCUGCUAUGCCGUGUGCGGUCAUGACUGCAGACCAAAGUGACGGUGUGCUGACUGACAUGCAGCAAAGCUUCCACGCACAAUCAAGAGUUCAGCCAUCUUCGUCUGUUAAAACUUGAUUUGGCUGCGCUGAGCGUUCUCCAAAGUGCCGGGAUCACCUUCUUGUGACCCGGGAGGCGGGAAGAGAUACCGAUCAUGGAGCGAGCCGCGCAGCUAAAUAUUUUUGGACGACACCGAAGACGAUUUACAAUGCGCUGUUCUUAAGUGCGCGAAUGCUAACUGGGUGGCGUUACUAUACCACGAGGUCAAUCGCUAUGAACUGGCGUCUGCGAUCACCGGCUGGCCGCACGUCAUUCUAAGCGCUCGGAAGAGGCACCGGGAAGCUGCCGCUAGGGUGAUUACUCUAACACUGCCGCACAAAACUACGGGUUUAUCGAGAGAUGAGAGGACAACGUGUACUUACCUCGCAGGGAGAGCAGCGGCAUCCAUAUAGGUAUACGUGAAUACAGUUUCACCUAGGUCCGCGCACGGCAGUACGUUCGCGGUCGAACCGUCGUCACACUUUCCGACAGAAAAACUACCGUUCGCAAAAGAAUCUAGCCGAUAACGCCUGCUCCUUUCACUGUGAUUUGGCGUCACGCGCAGGAAACGGAAGAACCAUACGAGCAGGAAGCUCUUUCGAUAACCCUUGCCCCUUUUAAGUUCGAAUCAGUGGUUCGAAUGUAGUCGCACAUCUGCAUGUGAAAGAUGCUUCGUCUUCCAAUCGAGAAACUUUUGUGACGAGCAUAAAAGAAUUCAAACAAUGCAAAAAGAAAGAAAAAAAAAGAAACAGGAAAUCAAAAGCUGGGCUCUUUUUCAGCUGCCUCUAGUCUGCAAGUAUUCACAGCAAUACCGAGCUACAUGCAGGAUGCCGAGACUUCAUGCAGAAGGCUACCUGCAAUAUGCGCAAAUCUUUCUCAUGACAGUUUUUCUUUCCUUCAAGUCGACCACACAAGAGUGUUUCAUUAUCAUUAAAUCUCAAAUGUGUGUACCAUUCCAUUACAAAGCUCAGUGUGUGUCCUCCUGACCUCUGGCCGCUGGCGACGACCGACCGUGUCGUCAGUCCGUACGUGCAACAAAGUUGAAAAAUGAUUUCAGUCCUACCGUGCCAUGAUUUACAACAAGAAAAGGUAGAGUACAGUUGCUUGACUAACGCGGUUACCGACACGGAAAGAGGUACCGUGAACGGCUAGGGCCUACGACACAACUAGAACCACCAGAAAAACGAAACCACCUUUAUGUUUACGACAAUGCAACAGAGCACAAA
This is a messenger RNA of Dermacentor silvarum, 3143 nucleotides long. Its product is annotated as metalloprotease TIKI1. The record is from RefSeq and is a predicted model, not a curated record. Bases 105 to 1718 code for a protein of 537 amino acids. Gene Ontology annotation, cellular component: membrane. The transcript has 9 exons. Gene Ontology annotation, molecular function: metalloendopeptidase activity. Lineage: Eukaryota; Metazoa; Arthropoda; Arachnida; Ixodida; Ixodidae. Gene Ontology annotation, biological process: negative regulation of Wnt signaling pathway.